CGGCGAUCGUGUAGUGAAUAGGCAACUUUUAUUUCAGGGUUAUUUAUAUUAUAAUUUGUGUCAUUGAUUUUAUCUGUUCAUUAAGUUCUAUAGUAUAAUAAGAUGUGCACUGUAGUGGUCUUUGACGUAUAAUAUGUGUUGGUAAUUCGGUAGUGGUAAAAAUAAGUAAUAUAGGUACUUACUGAGCUUAGUUACUUACUAGUAGGCAAAUGAAACGAACAUUCCCCGGCGUGCAUCUGUCGCAAUUCAUUUCAUUCAUCGUAAAUUUGUAGUGAUUUUAGGUAUUGGGUCUUGUUGUAAUAAGUUAUAUCGUGCUACUCACUGUAUCUCAAAUAACAACAUUCAGAAACGUGUGAACGGUAAUUCACAAAAUGAUUAAGCUCGUGGACCAAGUGGUUCGAAGUUUUAAGGUCGCCAAGGUGUUCCGAGAAAACACAGACAAAAUAAACAGUAUAGACUUUUCACCAAGUGGCGAGACAUUAAUAUCAUGUAGUGAAGAUGAUCAAAUUGUCAUAUACGAUUGUGAAAAAGGUACACAAAUGAUUACAGUAAACAGCAAGAAAUAUGGUGUUGAUUUAAUACAUUUCACACACGCGAAGAAUACUGCUAUACAUAGUUCGACAAAAGUGGAUGACACUAUAAGAUAUUUGUCACUCCACGACAACAAAUAUAUCCGAUAUUUUCCAGGCCACACCAAAAAAGUAGUAACACUUUGCUUAUCACCAGUUGAAGACACAUUUUUAUCAGGAUCACUCGACAAGACUCUGCGUUUAUGGGAUUUAAGGUCACCAAACUGUCAAGGUCUUAUGCAUCUCUCAGGAAGACCCGUCGCCGCGUAUGAUCCCGAAGGACUUAUAUUCGCGGCAGGUGUAAAUUCAGAAAGCAUCAAAUUGUAUGACCUGCGAUCAUUUGACAAAGGGCCCUUUGUAACAUUUAAGCUGAAUCAAGAAAAGGAGUGUGACUGGACAGGUCUAAAGUUUUCAAGAGAUGGCAAAACAAUGUUAAUCAGUACCAAUGGAUCUAUAAUAAGAUUAGUGGAUGCUUACCAUGGCACUCCACUUCAGACAUUUACUGGUCACUUGAACAACAAAGGCAUACCGAUAGAAGCUUCUUUCAGCCCUGAUUCACAAUACAUAUUUAGUGGAUCUACAGAUGGCAGAGUACAUGUAUGGAAUGCUGAUACUGGUUACAAAGUUUGUGUGCUAAAUGGAGAUCAUCCAGCACCAAUUCAAUGUGUGCAAUUCAAUCCCAAGUUCAUGAUGUUGGCUUCCGCCUGCACUAACAUGGCAUUUUGGCUGCCAACUAUUGAUGAUGUCUGAGCACAUGAAACACAAGAAACAGAUGAGAAACAUGAAAUGAAAUCAUUAUGAUAAUUAAACUGGUAGUGUAUUAUAACAUGUAUUCUAUAAUGAGAUGUUUCUGAAAUAGGUAAUUCAAUUGCAAUCCUGCAAUGUCACAUGUUUUUACAUUGUAAUAUAGAAUAUAAGACAUAGAUAUGUUUUUCCGAUUUAUAAUAUAACUAGUAGGUACUAUAUGGACACAUGGUUUUUGUGUUAUCUGAAUGACUUUAAGAAACAAAUACUGAGUGUUAGUGGCAACAAAAACUGAGGGAUGGUUUAGACCAUGAUUCUGAGUUGGUAUCAAAUAGAUUUUUCCAUUGCAAAAGUCAUCAUCAUCAAUUUAAGAGCCACGCUCUUGUCGGUGUAGCAUUUGCAAAAGUAUGGAACUGAAAUUACAUAAAAUAACAUUAAAAAAUUCUGACAGGAAAUUCCACUUAAUACCAACUCAGCAUCAUAGUCUGAAUCAUCCCCCUUAGUAUUUGUUACGGUGUCACUAACACCCAUAUGCACUUGUAUGACUACUGGUAUAUACUUGGACGGGGUGUAAAUGGCAUCGUAACGAAUACUGAAAUAUUCAUUGCAAAAGUAUAGAAUUGAAAAUAUUUUUUAAAAACUAAAAAAAUCAUGAUGCAUUUUUGUGAUGGAAAAUUCCACUUCAUAUUAAUUUAGAAUCGUGAUCUGAAUCAUCCCCCUUAGUAUUUGUUAUGAUGUCACUAACUUCCUGUAUAGAUUUACCAUAAUUUUUCCCAUUAUUGGCCGAAUAGGCUCAGUAAUAAUUCUCCAUGUGAAUUAGUUUUUUAUUUACAUUUUUAAUAUAAUAUUGUAGCAAAUUAACUUAUUAUAUUAACCUUGCAUUAUUGUGACAAAGUAGUAAAGCAUGUUACCUAUCAUCAGGUUUUAUAAGCACUUAAUGAAUGGUGGAAUAUCAGACUUUCAAAAAGCUGUUUAAUUUUUCUAAUAAAUAAUAAGUAAAUUGUAACUGUAAUAAUAAAAUUACUAAUUUAUCAGAGCAAUGUUAAUUUAAAAAUUCUGUGUCAGAAUGUAUUACAUGUAAAUAAAACUAUAGAAAAACAUUCAAGUACAUGAUGUAAGCAUUUAGAUUUCAUUCCAGUUAAUAUUUGUUUAUACAGGGUGUCCUUCCAUAAGAUUGACAAAAUAGUGUUUAGGUACUAGAACAUAAAGUAGUUCUAAUAAUUCCUAUUUCAUCAAACAUCAAAAUUUGAAUUACCUACCAAAAUGUUAACUGCCUAUUCAAUUAUUAUAUUUAAAAUAUUUUAGAUGUA
Pectinophora gossypiella (pink bollworm) is the source of this 2623-nucleotide messenger RNA. It is a transcript of the gene Wdr82, whose product is annotated as WD repeat-containing protein 82. Lineage: Eukaryota; Metazoa; Arthropoda; Insecta; Lepidoptera; Gelechiidae. Gene Ontology annotation, molecular function: chromatin binding; protein binding. Bases 372 to 1319 code for a protein of 315 amino acids. The record is from RefSeq and is a predicted model, not a curated record. The transcript has a single exon. Gene Ontology annotation, cellular component: Set1C/COMPASS complex.